Messenger RNA from Pseudogymnoascus verrucosus, 1019 nucleotides. RefSeq lists its product as uncharacterized. The record is from RefSeq and is a predicted model, not a curated record. Bases 1 to 522 code for a protein of 173 amino acids. The transcript has a single exon. Lineage: Eukaryota; Fungi; Ascomycota; Leotiomycetes; Thelebolales; Thelebolaceae.
AUGUGUUGGUUUUCCCAGGACUUCUACUGUUGGUGCGGCCACUACUACAUCCACAGAGCACCCUGCGCCAUCCCUAUUUGCGUGUUUGCAGGCGGUGCUCCAAUCCGCUUCUCUAUCGAAUAUGAGUGCCCAGCCUGCAUGGGUCACCCCGUUCAACCCACUCCUCCCCCGUCCCCGGCCGCCACAGCCAGUAGCCGCUUUUUCGCCCCUCACGAUGCCCUCGGCGAGCAAACCGGCACCCGCGCACGCCGCCGAACCCUGUUAGUCAACACGUCGGACCAUUACAGCCACCCACAACAACCAACGUAUUCACUAUAUAGCCCGAUAACAUUCAGACCCGAGCUCGUCCACGUUGUCCGCGUUGCUGAGCUGCCCGAGAAUAGCGCCGAGUGUGCAAUAUGUGGCGGCCCGCUCUCCGACUGUGCCUUCGACCCCGACGCCUGGGACAAAGCGAGUUUCCCGUCCACCUUCCUUGCGACCAUCGACACAUCUUCGGAGUCUCCUGUAUCCUACGCCGGUUGAAUGAUAACAGCACAUGUCCGGUGUGCCGGUGUGAGUUCAAUAUAGACCGGGAGACGGGUGGCCCUUGGGAGACUAGCGAGGAGCGCGCUCGCCGUAUCGCUGAUCGGCCGAGGUCUGAGGUGAGGAUCGUUGAUGAGGAGUUGCAGUUUGCGGAUUGGAGUGACAGCUCCAUACCCGGGGGUCUCGAUGGUGAGGCACAAGACGGUGGGGUUGCUGGGGUGAGAGAUAACAUCGCAACAGAACGAAGGAGAGCAAUUGAACUUGAAGUCGACGAAUUGAUUCGAGAGGAAUCAAGAAAUAGUAACUUAACUUGGUGAAUCAGGUAGGCAAAGCCCUGUUCGAUAACUUUAUCCCCUUUCGUCCCAAGAUUUGUCUCAGGUAGGCAACCUUUAUUUGAUAUCUUUAUCCUUUACCCUUGAAGUUUCGUCUCGGUUCGGUAGAUUAACAAACGGACAUAACUACGAAACGCCAAGGAAGCUACGAGAUACAGUUUAUAG